UGGAACUUCGGUUUUUUCGGUCGGCUGCCUUCUUCGCAACGCAUCGGACUUAGCUGUGUCUGGGUGUGUGCCACACGAUGUGGAGGAGGAAGAACCGCUCGCAUCACCCCAGCAGCAGUGAUAAGGGGAAAGAUGGAGCGGCUCAAUCAAUGAACGCAGUGCCACCGGCUGAUCAAGUGGACGCCCUCUUCGAAGAUGUUCUUCGCGAGUUGAAUGUGCCGAAGAGCAAGCAGCAGGCGUUGCGUGAAAAGCCGCUGAUGGAGAAGUGGCAGCUCAUCCAGGCCCACAAGCAGGUGCAAGCAAAGCACGAGGAAGAAGACGGGGAUGAGGUGACGCUGGAGAAGCGGCUGGAUAACAUCAAGUGCGCGCUGGAGGACGAUUCCGACCAGUCCAUCGAGACGUGCACGCGGGAGCUGGAGAGCCUCGCCGUCGCUCUUCGCUCAAACCCAAUGAGCUUCAUCGAGCAGUUUGUGGGGUUGGACGGCCUGACGCUGCUGCUCGACAUUCUCGUCUCCAUGACCCCCAAUCAGAGGCAUUCGAACCAGCACCACCAGCUAAUGAAGUGUCUCCAGGCGCUCAUGAACAACGCGUACGGCCUCAAGUGCGUCCUCUCGCAUCCAAGCAGCUUAAAGAUUAUCGCGCGGUCGCUCACGUCCCGUGACCAGACCAUCCGUCUCAUGGUGCUUGAGCUGCUGGGUGCAGUGUCGCUGCUGCCAGAGGGGCACCGAAAAGUGCUGGAAGCCAUGACGGCUUUUCGCUCGUACGCUGGCGAGCUGGCGCGAUGGCAGACGGUUGUCAUGGAGUUGGCUCGCAAGACGCAGAACCUCGCCUAUGAUGCAGAAGCAAAGAUGAAGGUGCUGUCGCUGCUGAAUGCGGUCAUCUGCGGCGGUCCCGGUCGCCGCUCCGUCGCGUUCCGUCUGCACAUCCGCAACGAGCUUGAGGCGUUUGGUCUGCGCCAAAUCCUCGCACAGCUAAAGCGGAUCAAACAUCCGCAGCUGCAGCGCCACAUUGAGAUCUACGAGGAGGUGGCGCUGGACGACGAGGACGAGCUCGCAGAGGCAAUGCAACUGCCCGAACAAACGAUUGUCGACCAGCAGAGUCUAGUGGCGAUGGCGGAAGCCCUGGACACCAGUUUCAAGGCCACACCAGGCUACGUGUUUCUCAAGUCUGCGUUUGCGCACAUGAUGCUGCUGUCAACGAGCAGCAACCUGACCAUUCUCCCUUACAAGCUUCGCCUCAUCGACGAGGUCAUCAGACACGUCAGCAUGCGCGAAGAAGACGGAAGUGUUGCGCUUGAUCUGGACAUCACUCCGUUUGAUCUCAACAUCAAAGACAUUAUCAGCCACUACACCAACAAGGACGAGGUGGACGCUGCACUGCAAGCGCAGCAGAAGGCGCUGGAGGAGAAGACGCGCAUGGAUGACCUGCGACGCAAAGCGGAGGAUUUGGCGCAGAAGACGCAGGCGGAUUCGGUUGCCCUUAAGCGGCAGUACGAGCUGAAGGUGAAAAAGUUGAAGAAGGAUGUAGAGAAGGAGCAGGCAGCGAAGCAGAAGGCAAAGGACGACCUCGAGCAGACAAAGACGCAGAUGCAGCAGCAAAUCGCACAGCAGGCCCAGGAGUUGGCGGCGCUGCGAGCGCAAAUUCAGGCGCUCAACACAGAAAUUGCACAGUUGAAGGCUGGCGGAGCGGUCAAGGGCAGCGUGCCCGGCGCCAGCGCCUCUGGCACGGCAACAGCACCAGGGGACGCUGCCAGCACCGCUGCUGCUGCUGGCGGCUUCACCAUCACGGCGCCGUCUGCAACAGGGAGCACAGCCGGCUCUCUCGCUGGCUCGGCCGUUCCACCGCCACCUCCGCCGCCGGGGCCAGGGAUGGCACCACCGCCACCGCCACCGCCUCCCGGUGCAACAGGUGCGCCACCGCCUCCGCCGCCACCAGGAAUGGGAGCUGGAGCGUCCGUGUUUUCGCUGCCACCAAAGGAUCCACCAAAGUCCUCCGUUCAGCUCAAAUCGCUCAACUGGAGUAAAAUUCCGCUGCCGAAGCUGCGCGACACAAUCUGGGCGGAUGUGCACGAGAGCGAGAUCUACGACGUGAUGGAUUUGGAGGAGUUUGAUCACGUGUUCUCCGCGUACCAGCGCAAGCAGGGCGCGGGCGCCAUUGCCAGCAAAGGCGGUCUUGCGGACAAAAAGCAGAACAGAGAGAUUUCUGUUGUCGACUCGCGGCGUGCCCAGAACUGCGCCAUUCUCCUCUCCCGCCUCAAGCUCAACAACAGGGAAAUCCAUCAUGCCAUCAUGUCCCUGGAUGAGGAGCACAUGAUUGACAACGAUAUGGUUGAGCUCAUGCUCAAGUACAUUCCCACCGCAGAAGAGGCCUCCAUCCUCGCCCCUUUCUCAGACAAGGACUACUUGUUUGCGCCGGCCGACCGGUUCCUGUGGGAAAUGAGCAAAAUUCCGCGAUAUGAGCAGCGUCUUCGCGUCCUCGCGUUCAAGCGCAAGUUCCGCGAGCGGGCCGACAGCAUCCACCCCAAGAUUGCCGCUGUGCACACGGCGUCAGAGGAGCUCAUCACCAGCGAAGGCAUCAAGCAGUUCUUGCAGAUUGGGCUCGCCGUCGGCAACUACAUGAACAAAGGGGCACGUGCGAACGUGCACGGCUUCAAGCUCGACGGUCUGCUGAAGAUUGCGGACACGCGGUCCGGUCGCAGGAAGGACUUCAACCUCCUCCAUUACAUUGUGGACCUCGUUGACUCCAUGCCCAUGCUGAAGCCGGCCCAGAAUGUGGUGGCGGAGCUGCCGCACGUGCCUGAGGCGGCCAAGGUGAAUCUUGUUGAGCUCAACAAGGAGAUGGAUGUCCUGAAGCGCGGCCUCAAGCUCAUGCAGGCGGAACUCAAGUGGCACCAGAACAACGAGAAACCACUGGAGGAAGACUGCUUUGUUGACAUCAUCGAGGACUAUGAGGACCAGGUCCGAGAGGAGCUGCAGACAAUGCAGAACAACUACAAGCAGAUGGAGGAGGCGUUUAAGAAGACGGUUGAGUUCUUUGCUUACGAAGCCAAGAAACCAGAGCCGCACGAGUUCUUCUCCAUCUUCUCAGGGUUCUUUGAGCAGCUUGAGACGGGACGACGGGAGCUGGCGGCGAUCAAGAAGCGCGAGCGCGAGGAGAGGGAGCGGCGUGAGCAAGAAGAAGAAAUGGAGCGGGAGCGCAAGCGAAAGGAGGAGGCAGCGGCUGCGCGGCAGUCGGCGGGACGAACGAACACCGUCACUCGCUCCUCGAGCAGCAAAGACGACGUCGCAGAGAACGCAAACUUGGACGACCUCGUCAGCGUAUUGACCACAGGCGAUUUUUCUCAGGCCUUGAACUCACGUAGACGCGAUAGAGGCGGAGACAAUCCGAUUCGCCGCCCCCGCCGUCGGCGUCAGCCUUGAAGUGGAACACGUUUCCGUCCUUGUGUUGGCGACAAUGCGUGUGUGCUCUUGGCAUGCACGCUACAAAGAGACCGUGAUUGUAACAUGCUCCACACAUACAUACGCCCAACUACCCUUCUUCCCAACGUGUUUGUUGACUUUCCGUACUCCGGUCUCCCGUGGCGGCGCACACAGUCUUGCCGUGCUUACGUUGCGUUUACAUUAGAACUUGCUUUGUUGACCUUCCCAUUCCUCCCAUCUUGUAUCCAAUUGCGCGUUGUAGCGCGUUGUGUUGUCGGCUUGGCACACUUUUCCAGCCAACCAUCUCCUUAUUUGCCCCAUCCCCCAUGUUAUCUUGCUGCACUGGGCUGCUUUGCAUCUGUGUGCUGCUUCUUCCCUUGUCUUGGUGCUGUUGCGGUAUCACCCUCGCUCACAGACGCAAGGGAACAAGCAACAAAUACACCCUACGCGCGCUUACGCUUGCUUCAUGCUGUUGCUGUAUUGGUGGUGAUGUGCUGUUCAUCGUUGCAACGAACUGAAUACGCACAGGGGUUGGUGGGCAUGCGUGUCAUGGUGUAACCACACAAGAAUUGACGUGAAUGCAAGCACAAACAAAAGCACG
This is a messenger RNA of Salpingoeca rosetta, 4020 nucleotides long. RefSeq lists its product as uncharacterized. Gene Ontology annotation, biological process: actin cytoskeleton organization. The record is from RefSeq and is a predicted model, not a curated record. The transcript has 32 exons. Gene Ontology annotation, molecular function: small GTPase binding; actin binding. Lineage: Eukaryota; Choanoflagellata; Craspedida; Salpingoecidae. The coding region runs from base 78 to 3419 and encodes 1113 amino acids.